ACGGAGGGGAGCGCCGCGGUCGGUGCGAGGAGCGAAGUAGGGGCAGAAACUUCGCCGCCGGGAGCAGGGAGCGCCGCGGAGACAAAGUCCUCGGGGCUGCGGCGCUCCGCACCCGCGGCCAGAUUGCCUGGUGCUAUGAGAAUAGAAUUCCAGCAAAAAAGUCUUCAGCUCAUGAAGCGGCAAGGACAGUGUUGAGAGUACACCCUACCCACCCUCUGUGCUUUCAGCAUAGGAUGCAGAGGGAAACAAGGCAUGUGGAGAGCAAAUGAAUUAUUCCAGGAGAAGCUGAUCAAGAGAUCUCAAGAGUUGCAGCUUCCUGGGAUUGUCUGUCAGAGGAAUGAAGAGCAAAAGAAUAACUUUCCGUCAUGAAGAAGGCUGCGUGCAACUCCAUCCUGGUUUUGGCAAGUGUAGUGGCUGGCCACGAAGACAAUACAGAGCAUGCUAACUGCUAACCGUGCCCGUGUUUGAGAGUGAUCCGACAGCGAUUGUUUCUAAUGAAAUUCUUCUUAAUUUAGUGGAAAAUGGGGAAUUCAGAAAGCCAGUACAGUCUUCAGGGAUCAAAAAAUCAUGCUGCUGCUACAGCUGGUGCCAAGCAGAAGCCUUGCUCUCUGAAAAUUCACAGCAUUCAUGCUAAAGAUGAAAAAUCUUGCUCUAUGCAUGGAUGGGGACAUACCAGUAGCAGCUCAACCUACAAAUCGAGGUCCCUUGCCAGAAGUUGCCUUUCGCACUUCAAGAGUAGUCAGCCUUAUUCAUCUAGACUCGGUGAGACUGUGGUGAAGGUCUCUAAAAGCAAUGCCCAUGCCAAACACAGGAAAAACGCCUCAGGGGACUACUGCCAAGGAAAUAACACGGUGUUUUUGCCUGAGAACGGUUUCCACUAUAUUGGCCUUCAAGCUGCAAGUAAUCAUGCUGCCUCUCGAGAAUGCAAUGGACACAUUUUAAAUUGCUACGGAAAGAAUGAGAGUCUGGCAUCAACUUCCCCAUCAGAGGACAGGAGGAGUCCGAAAGUUCUCAUUAAAACACUGGGGAAGCUGGAUGGUUGCUUGAGGGUUGAGUUCCACAACAGCAGCAACAGCAAAGUACCAACCGAGGAGUCUAGUGGACCGGUCCAGUUGCUGAGGUAUUCGCCUGCCUUGGAAUCUAAGCCAAAUAACCUGCUCGAUGUCAGGAGGAACUCCAGUGCAGACUGUUCUUCAAGCCAUCGUCUGUCACCUACUGAUUCAAGGCUUCGAUCUAGUAAAGGAAGCUCCCUCAGCUCUGAGUCUUCUUGGUAUGACUCUCUAUGGGGAAAUGCUGGGGAUGUCAAUGAGUUGGACGGUCCGUAUUUGACCAGGAGUACUCCAGAUACAAGCAUUCAUGCCAGUUUCCCAGCAAGUGACAACAAGAAGUCUUUCAACCAAAGCUCAUCUCUUUCCUCACUCAGAGAUCUCUAUAAGGAUACAAAUUUGGAAAGCACUCCUCCACCUGGGAUCAGGUUGUCUGAUGAGUACAUUGACACUCGUGGUAGCCUAAGCAACCGAGUCUCGUUUGCCUCAGACAUUGAUGUUCCCUCCCGGGUAGAGCAGGGAAGUCCUGCACAUUAUUCCUCCUAUACACUCCCAUGCAGAAAGUCCAAGCCCCUCAGUGAGGAUGCAUCCAAGAAGGAUACAUUAAAAAACCGAAUGCGACGCAUCAGUGACUGGACGGGAAGUCUCUCAAGGAAGAAAAGGAAGCUGCAGGAGCCAAAGUGUAAAGAUGGGAGCGAAUACUUUGACAGCAGAAUGGACAACUUUGCCAUGGACAUGCUGGCACCAUCUCAGCUCUCUGCUUUGCUGUGGUCACCUGGUUCCAGCCACGUCCUUUCUCAGAGAAGCGAGUCCACCAAUGCGGUCAGUAGUGAUGCCCUGAGGCAGAACAUUUAUGAAAACUUCAUGCGAGAGCUGGAGAUGAGCAGGACAAACUUGGAGAACACUGAGACCUCAUCAGAAACGGAGGACUCCAGCGGCGAGUCCCUCAGCUCCUUGGAGCAACUGGACUUGUUGUAUGAGAAAGAGCAAGGAGUGGUGCGCAAGGCAGGGUGGCUGUUUUUCAAACCCCUGGUGACCCUGCAGAAGGAGAAGAAGCUGGAGCUGGUCACACGGCGGAAAUGGAAGCAGUACUGGGUCACACUCAAAGGUUGUACUCUGCUGUUUUACGAGACUUAUGGAAGGAACUCAAUGGAGCAGAGCAGUUUGCCUCGAUAUGCCCUGUUUGCAGAAGACAGUAUAGUUCAGUCUGUUCCAGAACAUCCCAAGAAAGAAAACGUGUUCUGUCUCAGCAAUUCUUUUGGAGAUGUCUACCUAUUUCAGGCAACAAGCCAGACGGAUCUGGAAAACUGGGUUACUGCUAUACAUUCAGCCUGUGCUUCACUUUUUGCGAAGAAGCUUGGGAAAGAGGACACCGUUAGGCUGCUGAAAAAUCAAACGAAGAGUCUCUUUCAGAAGAUUGACAUGGAUGGCAAGAUGAAAAAGAUGGCAGAGUUGCAGCUCUCAAUUGUUAGCGAUCCAAAAAACAGGAAGGCCAUAGAGAAUCAGAUCCAGCAAUGGGAACAGAAUCUGGAAAAAUUUAACAUGGACCUUUUCCGAAUGCGAUGUUACCUAGCCAGUUUGCAAGGUGGGGAGCUCCCAAACCCAAAGAGCCUUUUGGCUGCUGCCAGUCGUCCUUCAAAAUUGGCACUGGGACGGCUUGGCAUUUUCUCCGUCUCAUCCUUCCAUGCACUGAUCUGCUCCAGGGAUGAAGCUGCUCUCAGGAAACGUACCCUAUCUCUGUCACAAAGGGUCCGAAAUAAGAAGGGUUUAUUUUCUUCGCUGAAAGGACUGGACACAUUGGCAAGAAAAGGAAAAGAAAAGCGACCUUCCAUAACUCAGAUUUUUGAUUCAACUGGAGGACAUGGAUUUGCUGGUGUCCAGAAUUCAGCCAACUCUGCAGAGCAGCAAGUUGAUGACUUUCUGAAUGUCUACUGCUCAGUGCCAGAGACCAUCCAGAAGGAGAGUGCUUGGGAAACACAGACGUAUGUUCACUUCUGUGAUGGCCAAGGAGUGGCACUGACCCUCAAGCCAGAGCACAGGGUGGAAGAUGUUUUGUCUUUGGCAUGCAAGAUGAAACAGCUGGAACCAAGACACUAUGGCCUACAACUCAGAAGACUCAUUGAUGAAAAUACUGAGUAUUGUGCUCCUGAACCAUACGAAUACAUAGUAGACCAGGUAUAUGAUGAAAUAGAAAUUUGUCCACUAAACGUUUAUCAUGUUCAUCUGACAAAGACUGAAAACAUAAGUGAUUUUGGCUUUGCUGUCACAGCACAAGUUGAUGAAAAUCAGCAUCUCACCCGUAUAUUUGUAAGUGAUGUUCUCCCUGAUGGACUGGCAUACAAGGAAGGGCUCAGGGUAGGUAAUGAAAUCCUGAACAUAAAUGGAGAGACUGUGUCCAAUCUUGACCUCAGGCAGAUGGAGGAGUUGUUUUCAGAGAGAAGUGUAAUGCUCACUCUGAGAAUGAGCCAUUAUGGCACCCAGCAACCCUUAUGUGCAUCCUGGUCAGAUGGUGACGUACCCAGGGAACCAAAGAAUUUGUUGCCCCCUCCAAACCAGUCACAGCUCCUGGAAGAGUUUCUAGAUAACUUCAAAAAGAACACAGCAAAUGAUUUUAGUAAUGUGCCUGAUGUCACAUCCAGCUUGAAAAGGAGCAGUACUGAUGGCACCCUGGACCAAGCGCCACACAGGGAGAAGACUGAUCCACCUUUCAGGACAGCCCAGCCUGUGGUGAGCCCAACCAGAGUUGCUGGCUGCAGCAGUAUGGAGCUGUGGCCGGACCCCUGCUGUCAUCAGAGUGCAGAACAGAUCAGUGCAUUGUGCCGAAACUUCCAAGAAGUCCAGGCAAGUAUGGAAGGACAGAAGGACAAUCAGGAUCCACCUCCACGGCCACUGGCUCGCCACCUUUCUGAUGCAGACAGAUUGAGGAAAGUCAUCCAAGAACUUAUGGACACUGAGAAGUCUUACGUCAAGGACUUGAGCUGCCUCUUCGAGCUCUACUUGGAGCCCCUUCAGAAUGAAACUUUCCUUACCCAGGAUGAGAUGGAAUCCUUGUUUGGCAGUCUGCCAGAAAUGCUGGAUUUCCAGAAGGUGUUUCUGGAGACCCUUGAAGAUGGAAUAUCUUCUUCCUCAGAUUUUAAUACACUGGAAACACCAUCCCAGUUCCGGAAAUUGCUGUUUUCCCUUGGAGGCUCCUUCCUGUAUUAUGCUGACCACUUUAAACUGUACAGUGGCUUCUGCGCAAACCACAUCAAAGUUCAGAAAGUUCUUGAGAGAGCCAAAACGGAUAGUGCCUUUAAGGCCUUUUUGGACGCUCGAAAUCCCACAAAGCAACACUCUUCUACGCUGGAGUCGUAUCUCAUAAAGCCUGUUCAAAGAGUGCUGAAAUAUCCUCUGCUUUUAAAAGAGCUGGUGUCUCUGACAGAUAAUGAGAGUGAGGAGCACUAUCAUUUGACAGAAGCGCUGAAGGCAAUGGAAAAAGUAGCAAGUCACAUCAAUGAGAUGCAGAAGAUCUAUGAAGACUACGGCACUGUAUUUGACCAACUGGUUGCAGAUCAGAGUGGAACAGAGAAAGAGGUGACAGAGCUUUCAAUGGGAGAACUUCUGAUGCAUUCUACAGUUUCCUGGCUGAAUCCCUUCCCAUCGCUGGGCAAAGCAAGAAAAGACCUUGAACUUACAGUGUUUGUUUUUAAGAGGGCUGUAAUACUGGUGUAUAAGGAGAACUACAAACUGAAAAAGAAAAUGCCCACUAAUGUUCGUGCUGCACAUAAUUACGGUGACUUGGAUCCAUUUAAAUUUCGUUGGCUGAUUCCUUUAUCUGCUCUUCAGGUUCGACUGGGGAACACAGCAGGAACAGAGAACAGCUCUAUCUGGGAACUGAUUCACACAAAGUCAGAACUAGAAGGCAGGCCAGAAACAAUUUUUCAGUUGUGCAGCAGUGACUGUGAGAACAAGACUAACAUUGUCAAGGUGAUCCGCUCUAUUUUGCGUGAGAACUUCAGACGUCACAUAAAAUGUGAACUACCACUGGAGAAAACAUGUAAAGAUCGGCUUGUCCCACUCAAGAACCGUGUACCUGCAACAGCCAAACUGGCUUCCACGAGGUCCUUGAAGCUACUGAAGAGCUCAUCCAGUAGUGAGUGGAACGGUGACUCGGGGAAGGGCACCUUCCAGGACUCCGAUGAGUGCAGCCUGAGCAGCAGUACGCAGAGCAGCAGCUGCCACACCACCGAGAGCAUACAGGAGCCCAAAAAUUCAUCUCCCGAUAAACACGUACAGAGCUGUGCCUCUGACUUCUCCAACGUUCUUGUCAAAGAAUCUGAUAUUCUCAGUGAUGAUGAUGAUGAUGACUAUCAGAGCCUGAAGAAGGGCAGCCCUACGAAAGACAUUGAAAUACAGUUCCAGCGGCUGAAGAUUUCCGAGGAACCGAGUACUGACUCUGAACGGGAUCAGGCUCCUGAAAAUGAGGAAGGAGAUAGCUUCGAGACAGACCAUCCAAAGCUGGUGCGUGGCCAUUUCUGCCCAGUGAAGAGAAAAGUAAACAGCACAAAGCGUAACAGAGGAACUCUAAUGGCAAUGCAAGAAUGUCACCAGUCCCUUGACAGUCGCUCUGAUGCUGCAAACCUGGAUCUGAACUCUAUUUUAGAGAGAGAAUUUAGCGUACAGAGUUUAACAUCUGUAGUUAAUGAGGACUGUUUUUAUGAAGCUGUGGAGAGGCAUGGAAAAUCCUAGCUUUCUAAGCACUAUAUUUAAAAUAUGCAUUUGAAGUCCACAUAAAAUUCAACAAACUUAUUUUGCUUUAAAACUAGUAAAUUCAUGGAAGCUGCAGGAAAACUACUAUCUGAUUUUGUGCACUAAUACAUUUUUUCCACAAAAACAGCUGUAAAGGAUUCUUAAGUUAUUUUAAUUUAUUGUGGAACAAAAAUACAUUAAGUUGGCCAAGGUCUGUAAAUUAGUUCAUCCCUUUCAAGCAGUUAUUAAGAGGAUGUAGUGUUAUUGGGGAGGGGAAUGAUGGCCUUGUUAGUAUUUUAAGUAAUGUGGAACAGGUGCUAGUGAGUAGCAUUGCAAAAUGAAUUUUUCAAUACCUUGGGCAUUUUAUUUCUUUGGUUUUCAUUUUUGCUUUAUUUAAAGCAGAAUUAAGUUAUUUUAAUGUGUUUUAGUGCACAAUAGUGCAGAAAUUUCAUUUUUGUAAGUUUCAAGAUGCUGUUUAUACUUUAUACAUAUGUGUAAAUAUAAAAACAAAGCUUGGCCUGUAAUCUUUUAUGUCAUUGUAUUUUUUAUUUUCUCUACCAGCCUGUACAGUAAAAGACAAAUAAGUAUUAGCCCUGUUUUCUUUUUAUCAUGCUGCUUUUCUCUAGUUGGAGCUUUAAAUCCCAAAUUCUUUGCGUUUGCAUAAAUGAGAGUAUUAGCAGACCUUGAGGCAAUCUGUGCACUUUAUCCUCCUUUAAGCCAGUCACCCGAGUAUAUUUAUACUAGAGUUCUGGCUUUUGUUUUUUAAAUUACUCUGCACAGUAGGAUGUUCCAGGAUAAAAAGAGCACAAAAACCCAGACACCGUCUUACAUGCUGAAGUAUGAAAAACAUUUUUUCUUACGUUUCAAUAAUGCACUUUCAGUCAUACAAAACAAUUAUUUCAGAAAUAUCCCAACUUAAUUACAUAUCUCACACCAUACCUUGUUCUUGGUAUGUGUUCUAGCCAUUCCUGUGAAGUAAAGAGAACCUCCAGAGACCUUGUAACUGGACUGUCUUUUCACUUUUGUCUUCAGCUGAAUGGUAUGAAUAAAUAAAAUGGGAAAUCCCUCUCUCUCCA
Molecule: messenger RNA, 6850 nt
Organism: Tyto alba (common barn owl)
Lineage: Eukaryota; Metazoa; Chordata; Aves; Strigiformes; Tytonidae
Gene: TIAM2
Product: TIAM Rac1 associated GEF 2
Exons: 30
Coding region: 522-5774 (1750 amino acids)
Biological process (GO): small GTPase-mediated signal transduction; activation of GTPase activity; positive regulation of axonogenesis
Cellular component (GO): synapse; membrane
Molecular function (GO): protein binding; guanyl-nucleotide exchange factor activity
Source: RefSeq, a predicted model, not a curated record